UCAAGAACAGGAUUAGGAUGUAAUGUAAUUGUCGAUUCGCUUGUAAUUUAAGUUAACUGUACAUGAAAUUCUCUCUUUCCCUAAUCCCAAUUAAGUAGUUAUCAAAGAGAAAGAGCCUUCUCAGUUCUUUCAUCAAAUCAGCUUUUCAAAGCCUAUCUAUAAUUUUGAGUUAAGAGCAAAUGGGGAAUCUUUUCUGUUGUGUGGUAGUUGAACAAUCAACGGUGGUUAUAAAAGAAAGAUUUGGAAAGUUUGAAGAAGUUCUCGAGCCAGGGUGCCAUUGCAUACCAUGGGUCACCGGAGACCGGCUUGCCGGUCAUCUCUCUCUCCGCCUGCAGCAGUUGGAUGUUCGCUGUGAGACUAAGACAAAGGAUAAUGUAUUUGUCAAUGUUGUUGCUUCUAUUCAAUAUCGAGCCCUGGCAGACAAAGCCAGUGAUGCUUUUUACAAACUUAGCAAUACCAAGAGCCAAAUUCAAGCCUAUGUUUUUGAUGUGAUUAGGGCGAGUGUUCCAAAACUCAACUUAGAUGAUACUUUUGAGCAGAAAAAUGAUAUUGCCAGAGCUGUGGAACAAGGACUUGAGAAGGCUAUGUCAGCAUAUGGAUAUGAAAUUGUUCAAACAUUGAUUGUUGACAUAGAGCCAGAUGAGCAUGUGAAGAGAGCAAUGAAUGAAAUCAAUGCUGCUGCAAGAUUGAGGGUGGCCGCGACUGAGAAAGCUGAGGCAGAGAAGAUCUUGCAAAUUAAGCGAGCCGAGGGCGAGGCAGAGUCUAAAUACCUCUCCGGGCUGGGUAUUGCUCGCCAACGCCAAGCCAUUGUGGAUGGUUUGAGAGACAGUGUUCUUGGAUUCUCAGUUAAUGUACCGGGGACAACUGCGAAAGAUGUCAUGGAUAUGGUCCUUGUCACGCAAUAUUUUGAUACUAUGAAAGAAAUUGGUGCUGCCUCCAAGUCCUCUGCUGUGUUCAUUCCACACGGACCUGGCGCGGUUCGUGAUGUAGCUACGCAGAUUCGCGAUGGACUUCUUCAGGCUUCUCAUCAUCAGACACAUGAGUAGUUUGCAUGGGAAUAUGGUGAUGCAAUAUAUAUAUACCUAUGAUUUUCUUUUAUGUGUAGUGUGCAAUGUGAUAUAGUUUGAUACUCAGUAACAAGGUUCUGAUUGGUGUUC
Molecule: messenger RNA, 1157 nt
Organism: Arachis stenosperma
Lineage: Eukaryota; Viridiplantae; Streptophyta; Magnoliopsida; Fabales; Fabaceae
Product: hypersensitive-induced reaction 1 protein
Exons: 6
Coding region: 180-1046 (288 amino acids)
Source: RefSeq, a predicted model, not a curated record